Messenger RNA from Brachypodium distachyon (stiff brome), 1835 nucleotides. Its product is annotated as lysine histidine transporter-like 6. The record is from RefSeq and is a predicted model, not a curated record. Bases 181 to 1488 code for a protein of 435 amino acids. Lineage: Eukaryota; Viridiplantae; Streptophyta; Magnoliopsida; Poales; Poaceae. The transcript is spliced from 7 exons. Gene Ontology annotation, cellular component: plasma membrane.
CAUUUUCAUGUUUAUCUCGACAAAGUUGCGACGUUUAACGUGGAACGGAGAACCGACCACUGACUGUCUAUGCAGUAUGCACUGGUAUAAAUACCCCCCUCUGCAGCUGCAACUUGCAUAUGUCCUGUCACAACUAGCCGGCGGCGGUACGGACGUGCGUCGUUCGAUCCUUUGCUGACCAUGGCGUCCCCUUCAUCGGUACUCCCCAAGGUGGUCGACGGCGAGAACGAGGCCACGGGACGCCGCGCCAAAUGGUGGUACGUGACGUUCCACAACGUCACGGCGAUGGUCGGCGCCGGCGUGCUCAGCCUGCCGUACGCCAUGGCUCACUUAGGAUGGGGCCCAGGGAUCGUGGCGCUGGUGGUGUCAUGGGGGAUGACGCUGUACACGCUGCGGCUGCUGAUCCUGAUGCACGAGUGCGUGCCCGGGGUGCGGUUCGACCGGUACCGGGACCUGGGCGUGCACGCGCUGGGGCCACGGCUGGGGCUGUGGGUGGUGGUGCCGCAGCAGCUGAUCGUCCAAGUCGGCUGCGACGUGGUGUACAUGGUCACCGGCGGCAACUGCCUCCAGAAGUUCUUCGAGUCCGUCUGCCCGUCCUGCUCGCCACGGCUCCACGGCUCCUACUGGAUCUGCAUCUUCGGCUCGUCCCAGUUCCUCCUCUCCCAGCUCCGGGACCUCAACUCCAUCACCGCCAUCUCGCUCGCCGCCGCCGCCAUGUCCCUCAGCUACUCCACCAUCUCCUGGGCCGCCUGCCUCGCCAGGGGGCCCGUGGCCGGGGUGAGCUACGCGUAUAAUAAGGCUGGGACUGCGUCGGAUGGAGUGUUCAGGGUGUGCAGCGCGCUGGGGCAGGUGGCGUUCGCGUUCGCCGGGCACGGCGUGGUGCUGGAAGUGCAGGCGACCAUCCCGUCCUCGGCGACCAAGCCGUCCAGGGUGCCCAUGUGGAAGGGCACCGUGGCGGCGUACCUGGUCACCGCCGCCUGCUACUUCCCCGUGGCGUUCGUCGGGUACUGGACGUUUGGAAGGGACGUCAGUGAUAACGUGCUCGUGGCCCUCGAGCGCCCGCCCUGGCUCGUCGCCGCGGCUAACUUGAUGGUGGUCGUCCACGUCGUCGGCAGCUAUCAGGUGUACGCCAUGCCGGUGUUCGAGAGCAUCGAAACGAUUCUGGUCAACAAGUUCAGGGUUCCUCGCGGGGUGCUCCUCCGUCUGGUGGCUCGAUCAACCUACGUCGCAUUCACGCUGUUCGUGGCGGUGACGUUCCCGUUCUUCGGCGACCUCCUCGGCUUCUUCGGCGGCUUCGGGUUCACGCCCACGUCCUUCUUCCUCCCCUGCAUCCUGUGGCUGAGGAUCAAGAAGCCUCCCAGGUUCAGCGCCUCGUGGUUCGCCAACUGGGGGUGCAUCGUCGUUGGGGUGAUGCUCAUGCUGGUGUCCACCAUCGGCGGGUUAAGGAGCAUCAUUCAGGAUGCCUCGACGUUCCAGUUCUACUCUUGAAUCUUGAUGGCUUAUGGCUUAGCUGCAUGUAAGACGAGGAUACUGACAAACUUGAUGUACGUCGUGGCCAACAGAAGCCUCUUGAUCACUGAAGGUCGUUGGCCCCGAUUUAGAGGGUGGUAAUUAACUGGUGACCUGCUCCUGCAGAGUGUCAAUCUUUUUCUCUUUUGAACGCUGCAUCCAAGCAAAUUACUGAAGAUCGUGAAGCUAAUGCCGUGGCAAGCGAAAGAUAGGUGAUGUUCCAGUGAUGGUUAUCUUAGCUAGCUUUUGCCCAGGACUUAAUAAACCUUGUCUGUACAGUGCUGCGACACAGAUGAAUAAAUAGGAAAAGGGUUGAGUUUAGAGUU